This is a messenger RNA of Carassius gibelio (silver crucian carp), 685 nucleotides long. RefSeq names its product mucin-2. The transcript has 2 exons. Bases 88 to 546 code for a protein of 152 amino acids. The record is from RefSeq and is a predicted model, not a curated record. Lineage: Eukaryota; Metazoa; Chordata; Actinopteri; Cypriniformes; Cyprinidae.
UUUCCGUUUGGCUUCGAAAGUCCUGGUUUGGUUGGAACUAUAUGUAUAGUUAGUUUGGCUGACAGGAGGUUAAGUGAGUGGUAAAGAAUGGAUGUGAUUAAAUUUACUCUUUUGGUGUUUCUUUAUCAGCAGGUGUUAUGGCAAGGCAAAGUCUGGAGUCAGGCUGCUAACACCACGGCGGCGCCUCAGGCGGACUACCCUGUAGCUAACAACAUCACCACCACCACCAAGGCGGCGCCUCCGGUGGAUGAUCCCUCAGCUAACACCACAACCACCAAGUUUCAACUCAGGCGGAUGAUCCCUCCGCUAACACCACUACCACCAAGGCGGCAACUCAGGCGGAUGAUCCCUCCGCUAACACCACUACCACCAAGGCGGCAACUCGGGCGGAUGAUCCCGCAGCUAACACCACUACCACCAAGGCGGCAACUCAGGCGGAUGAUCCCGCAGCUAACACCACUACCACCAAGGCGGCAACUCGGGUGGAUGAUCCUGCAGCUAACACCGCUACCACAAAGGCGCCAUCUCCGGCAGAUGAUCCUGUAGCUAACACCACUACCACUAAGGCAGCUAACACCACGAGCCUGCUUCAAACGUUAUCUUGAGUACUGUUGAACUGGUUCCAGGGGCUGUCUAGGUACAUUUUGUCACAUGUUUUACUAACCAAAUAAAGCUUUUAAGUGUC